ACGAAGAAGAUCUCAGAUGGAGACUGAUGACAGAAACUGAGCACUGCAGCAGCUCUCUCUCUCUCUCAAAGAUGAGCAAGAAGCGAGUGCUGAUAGUUGGAGGCACAGGCUACUUGGGGCAGCACCUCUUGCAGUCUUUCUCUGAAGAUUCAGACCCAAAAUCGCCCUUAGCUCUCGGAUUCACGCACCAUUCCUCCCCUCCUCCUCAGCCGCUGCUCGAUGCGAUCCCUCAGGCUAUCCCUUUCCACGUCGAUUUACGUACCGGCGGUGGCCUCGAUGCCAUCUCCCACGCAUUCGGACAGCCUGAUGUGGUGAUCAAUUGUGCUGCUCUUUCCGUUCCUCGCGUGUGCGAGAUGGAUCCUGAGGCUGCCAUGUCGAUAAAUGUGCCUACCUCUCUUGUGAGAUGGCUAUCAAGCUUUAAAGAGAGCAAUACCCUUCUGAUUCAUUUGUCAACUGAUCAAGUUUAUGAAGGAACCAAAUCCUUCUAUAAAGAAGAAGAUGAGACUGUUCCUGUGAAUGUUUAUGGGAAAUCUAAAGUUGAAGCAGAGCAUUAUGUGUCUGCAAACUGCCGAAACUUUGCAAUCUUGAGAAGCAGUAUAAUCUAUGGACCACAAACUAUCUCUCCUGUUCCUAAAUCACUUCCAAUCCAGUGGAUGGAUGGUGUACUUGCUAAAGGGGAGGCAUUAGAUUUCUUUCAUGACGAGUUCCGGUGUCCCGUCUUUGUCAAGGAUCUUAUUGCGGUCAUACAAAUAUUGACUAACCGAUGGAUCUCAGAGAGUAAGCAAAUGCAGUUGCUUCUCAAUGUUGGUGGGCCAGAUAGGGUAUCAAGGGUUCAAAUGGCUGAGGCAGUUGCACAUGUUAAAGGUUAUAGUACCUCGUUGAUCAAACCAGUUUCUGCAUCAUCAGUUGAUCGUGGUGUCAAGUCCCCUUCAGACAUUUCCAUGGAUAUCACAAAGCUGAUUCGGACGAUCGGUAUUUCACCAACUCCUUACAUGGAUGGUGUCAGAUUGACACUUGAACUUAAAGCUACUCUAUAGUUUUGGAAAUUCUGGUGGUUCCCUACGGUGAGUUCGGUGAAGGGUUCGUCUUAAAGAACUGGUUCCAGUACCGAUCUAGUUGUGAUCGAAUCAAACUCCCAUGGAACUCAUAUGUCUAUUGUUUCUAAACAUUGUACUGCUCAUCAAAGAAGGAUAAUGAUAAAUGUUCAAGAAAAGGAAUGAAGCUACCAUUCUUUUUUAGUA
Molecule: messenger RNA, 1241 nt
Organism: Sesamum indicum (sesame)
Lineage: Eukaryota; Viridiplantae; Streptophyta; Magnoliopsida; Lamiales; Pedaliaceae
Product: NAD(P)-binding Rossmann-fold superfamily protein
Source: RefSeq, a predicted model, not a curated record